AUGUCGCUCAAGGCGUUGCUCUACGCCUACAUUCUCGGGGGAAUCACAUUUAUCCCGCUCCUGGUCCUGGGAGCCAUCUGCUACACGGUCUACACGGCGGUCCCAGUAGAAGAAGCUGAGGCCAAGAAAGCCCCAGAGCCAGUCGAAGCGACAGACACUCCUCCGGACCCCCCGUCGACUACCGCGGCGCCGUCUCCAUCCGAUGUCAAUGACGCGCCCAGGGUACGCAAAGGCUGGCUUACCGUCCGAAGGACCUUCGAAGAACAGCCCUCGGACUCGUCCUACGUAGACAUGGUGCGUGGCUUCCUCGAUGCGCGGUCAAAGGACGCACGUCGGUCGCGCCCCAAGGACAUGUGGUACGUCGUCCUCAAGGGAAAGGUCCUCUACCUAUACGAGGACGAGAGCAUGACCGAGUGCGAGGCUGCGAUCGAGCUCACCGGGCACGACGUCGUGAUCUACCCCGAGGGCCUGCUCGACGGCGAGCUGUUCUCACGGCGGAACGCGAUCUGUUUCAAGCCGAAGGUACCGCCUCAGAGCAAGGAGAUGCCCAGCGUGACAAAGGAGAUGAAGCUAGGUGAAGAGAACGUCGAGGAGAAGCUCGAGGAGACCAGUGGCAGCUCGAAAUCGAAGCAGCGGCAGCGGGAGCAGAUCUUGGAGGCUGAAAGGCGGAGGGAGGAAGCGCGGGAUCAGGCACUGGACUUGUCGACGCCGUGGUUCCUAUUCGUCAAGAACGUCGUGGAUAUGGAGGACUGGUACCAUGCGCUCGUGCAUGCGUCGGACAACCCAGCGAACUCGGGUACGCUGGCUCCGCUCGAGGCCGUUUUCCAAGCGGAAGACAUGUCGCAUCUGGUAUCAACGCUGGACGAACAGCCGGACGUCAUUCCGAUGCGAUGGCUGAACGCCAUCUUGGGUCGAAUAUUCUUCAGUUACUAUCGUACACAGGUACUGGAGUCGUACAUCAUCGGGCGUCUCAUGAAGAAGAUCUCGAAGGUCAAGCGGCCCGGCUUCCUCUCAGACAUCAACGUCAGGGAGGUAUCUGUCGGGAAUAAAGCGCCGACGUUCAGCAAACCUAUGCUGAAGGAGCUCACGAAGGAGGGCGACGCUUCAUUCGAGUUGCAUAUGCAGUACAAAGGAGAAGUGCGAAUCACGGUGGAGGCCACUGCCACAAUCAACCUCGGCGCCCGCUUCAAGACGUACACCGUGAAGCUCGUGCUGGCCCUGGUGGUUCGGGAGGUGGAGGGCAAUCUGCUAGUGAAGGUCAAACGACCACCGAGUAGUCGGAUCUGGUACGCAUUCACGCAGAUGCCGAGGAUGGUCAUGAGCGUCGAGCCCGUCGUGAGUGACCGACAGAUCACCUGGGGUAUGAUCCUGAGCACAAUCGAGUCCAAAGUACGCGAAGUGAUUCAGGAGUCGGUGGUGCUCCCCAACAUGGAUGACAUCUCGUUCUUCGAGAGCAUCAAGUACGAGCACCGAGGAGGCAUCUGGGCGGAUGCAUCGCGCGCUCACGCAGAUCCGCCUUAUGAGCCCGGGCAGGAAAAUGACGAUGACAGCAAAUCCACCGUAUCCGCGUCCGGUGCAGAGCUGUCGAAGCCAAUGGCUACGGACCCCGAGCAUCCUCCCGUGCAACGCUCGCACUCCGCUGAAGAGGCAAAAACGGAGGCGAAGAUUGUUGAUAACUCCCAGGAAAUCGUCAUGGAUUUGCACCGGACGACAACUGCAGUCAGCUUGCCCAGUUCGCCCGCUGCGAAUUUGCCGUUGGCAAAUCGGCGCCGUACGUGGGUUGGCUCGCCGAACGGAAAGGAGGACGGUGCGGGAGAGCUGAAGGGCGAUGAUCUCAGCGACUCGGAUCGACGGGGGAGGACUCCAGAGUCGGACCACACCCUGACGCGAAGGUCAAGCUCGACACCCAUCGCACCGUUUGAUGACACCACACCGCAACCGUCGGAGGCGCAGCAACUACAGGAGGACUACCUCGCCCCGAGUGUCGGUCGUCGGUCGUCUUCACAACACUCUCAGUCGUCGUCGCGGGGAACAUCUGGUUCUGCAACGGACGACGAUUCCACAGGAGCUGCUGGCGAUUCGUCCUCCUCUUCACGGCGCUCGAAGAGUCCCGCUCUCAGUAGCACCCCUAGCCGCAACAACACGACGAGCUCGACAGCAGCCUUCUUGCAGACGCUCAAGUCGCGUGCAGGCGACAAACAGGCGUUGAGCAAUACCGCGAAGGAGGCGAUGCGCAAAUGGGGCGUUAACUGGAGCGGACUCCGGAAGGACAGCACUAACAGCACGACCAACGAGGAAGUCGCGGACGGCGCAAGUGCUCCUCAUAGCGAAACUCGCCUGCGCGCGAACUCGGCAGCGCACAAAUCACGCCCGAGCUAUGCAGAGGUGCGGGCGGCCGUGGAGCAACGGAAACAGCACGAGGGCUCGCUAGGUGCAGACCUGCGCUCGGACCCCAUCUCCAUACCUGAAGGCGGGAAGGGCAAGGAGCGUGCGCGUAGUGUCUCGCCGUCACCAGCAGGCGGGGGCAGCAGCGGCGGCGGGUCGUCCUACCUUGCGCCCCCACCAGGUACCUCGCCCAGACCCGACUCCCGCCCUCCCUCACCGACCAUCCCGCUCGAGCGGACAGUCUCGGGGCGCUCCAUGCGCGACGGCCUCAUGCUCGACGCGUCCGAGGAGCGGCCGCCCGCGCCGAUCCACACGCAGCCGCCGCAGGCGAAGACGAUGACGAUCCCCGGGAUCCACGCGAGCCACCGCGGCGAGGUGAUGUCCAUGGGCUACGCGCCGCCGCCGCCCGCGUCCCCGCCGGAGCAGAAGAAGCCCGCGAUCCAGAGCGUGUACCGCCUGUGGAAGGCCCCCAGCGCGUCCGCGGGCCAGACGCCGUCCUCCGAGGUCGCGCAGACGCAGACGGGCUUUGCGGGGCACGACCAGGACGCGGGGGCGGCGGCGCCGGUGUCGACGUCGACGUCGGACGCGCAGGCGCAGCCGGAGGUCGUCUCGCCGAGACCUGUCCCGCCGCCGCUGCCGCCGCGCUCGGUCUCGGGCACGCUGCGGAGGGUCUCGAGUGGCGGGGCUGCUGCGCCGCAGAAUGCGAACACGUCGGCGGCGUCUGCCGCGCUGCAGUCUAUCGUGUCGAAGGACAGGAGCAAGCGUGCGUCGCUCGAACCUGUCGCGGUCUCAGCACCGCCGUCAGGCUCGGGCUCUGGCGGGGACGCGGCAAGCGCAGGUGUGCCGGCCACGGGGUCGCCUCCGUCCGCGAAUUCGACGCCUGCAGGCGCGAGUGGAAUACCAGGAAGCUCGCCUGGCACGCCGAAGCCGAGUCCUGUACCACCUGCCCUGCCGCCACGGCGUACACCCGCCGCACCUCCUGCGCCCGCAUAG
Messenger RNA from Rhodofomes roseus, 3378 nucleotides. RefSeq lists its product as uncharacterized. Gene Ontology annotation, cellular component: ERMES complex; endoplasmic reticulum. Bases 1 to 3378 code for a protein of 1125 amino acids. Gene Ontology annotation, biological process: phospholipid transport. NCBI's taxonomy places the organism in Eukaryota, Fungi, Basidiomycota, Agaricomycetes, Polyporales, Fomitopsidaceae. Gene Ontology annotation, molecular function: lipid binding. The transcript has 2 exons. The record is from RefSeq and is a predicted model, not a curated record.